CCUACGGAGGCAGGGCGAUGCGGACAGCGGCCAUGCGGUCUCUGGGUGCUCUGCUGGCGGUGCUGGGCUGCGCGGCGGCGUUCGGGCCGGCGGGGCGGCUCGAGCUGGAGGACCCGCUCGACUCCACCGACGCGGCCGACUGGGCCGAGCCGCGCCCGCAGGACAUGUGGCCGUCGCACGAACGCGACUGGACGCCGACGCCGACCGUGCAGCUGACGGACGGCAACGUCACCGGCGCCGUGCUCGCCAUCGGAGGCGGUCGCAACACGUUCGCCUACGAGGGCGUGCCGUUCGCCGAGCCCCCCGUUGGUGACCUUCGGUUCCGGUACCCGGUGAAGAAUCAGCCGUAUGGGGCGCUGAACGCCACCUUCCCGCCGCCCGCGUGCGCCCAGUCUGGGAUUCAGGGUCCCGGCAGUGAGGACUGCCUCUACCUGAGCGUCUUCACCACAAAGCUCCCGAACGCCACCCACAACCCCAUGAUGCCAGUGAUGGUGUUCAUCUAUGGCGGUGCCUUCACAAGCGGAGGCUCUUCGCUGUACUACCCCAACAGGCUGCAGAAGAACAAGGACGUGGUGCUGGUCGUGCCGCACUACCGCCUCGGCGUCAUAGGGUUCUUCACCACGCUGACGGACGACGCGCCGGGGAACGCGGGCCUGAUGGACCAGGUGAUGGCGCUGCAGUGGGUGCAGGACAACAUCAAGCAGUUCGGCGGCGACCCCGGGCGUGUCACGGUGUUCGGCGAGAGUGCCGGCGGCGCCAGCGUGUCGCUGCUGCUCGCGUCCCCGCUUGCUGCCGGUCUGUUUCAUCAGGCCAUCGCCGAGUCUGGCUCAGCGCUCGCCGACUGGGCGUACAACGACAACCCGCUGCUGACAAGCGAACAGAUGGCCGACCGGAUCAACUGCACCUUCCGGCCCUUCGACCAGCUGCUGCAGUGCAUGCGAAAUGUUCCCGCCAAGGACCUGGUGCAGCUCACCGACGACUUCACGAGCGCUGAACGACUGGUGGCGCGCAACGGCUUCGACGGAGUGAACCCGGUAGUCCAGCCAUCGACGUUAACCGUGCCGGUCCUGCUGCCCAAAGACCCGCUCGCGAUAUUCGAGGAGGGUACUUACAACAAGGUGCCCACUAUGCAGGGCUGCAACAAGAACGAGGGCUCAUUUGUGUUCGGACUUAUGUACAACGAGUACCUGAAGGUAAAUAACCUCACCGACGACACCGACUUCCUGAAGAAUGACUGCGUCAGAAAGAUGCUAACAGCCUUCCACGUCCUGGACCCCACCGAUGGAGUAACAAAAUCCAUGAUUGAUCAAUACUUCUACUACGUGGAUAACUGGGACAUCAACACCAUGUACCCCGGUUUGGAGGAUCUGACCGGGCUGUUCGGUAUGAAGGCGGGCGCCAAGAAGCAGGCCGACAUGCUGGCCAGGGACGGCGUGGACUCGUGGCUGUACUCGUUCGAGUACCGCGGCCAGAAGCAGCAUACCAUGGCGCGGCUCUUCUUCAUCGGCAAUAAGAAGCUUCCGUUCGACACAGGGGUGACUCACGCCAACGAGCUCAUCUACCUCUUCCCCAUCCCGCUGAUGUCGACGCUGAACGCUGAGGAGACGCAAGUCAGCGACACGAUGGUGGAGAUGUGGACCAACUUCGCCUUUGAAGGGAACCCGACACCGCCCGGCUCUGGCCUCACGCACUGGCCGCCCGUCAGUGAGCACGGCUCCUACCUCCAAAUCACCAGCACGCCCACCGUCAAGCACGACUACAGCCAGACCUUCAUCAUCAGCGUGCAGGAUUACAUCAACUCGACCGUCACCACAACGUCGCCGCCGUCCACCACGCCAUCGGCGUCCACCACGCCGUCCGCGACCACCACGCCGUCCGCGUCCACCACGCCGUCAGCGACCACCACGCCCCCGGCUCCUACCACCACAGGCGAGCCCACCACGAGCACAGAGUCCAACUGCCAGGAGCGUCUGGACAGCCUGGCCGACGAGCGUGACACGUUCCGCGGCGCCACCAUCGGGCUGGCGGCGGUGGCCGGCGUGGCGGCGCUGCUCGCGCUGCUCAUCGCCGCCGUGUUCGUCUCGCGCUCGCGGGCUCGCCUCGGGGCGCGCACGGGCUCCAGAGAGAAUGUCGUCACGUGAGGAGCCGGUCGGCGGCCGCGAGAGCGCGCGCCGCUGGCGCUGAUGACAGGCGGCUCCGGCCAGCUGACGACGCGGGCGCCACAAUCGGAGGGCGGCUGGCCAGCCGAUCGUCCUAUCGGCGGAGCCGGGCCUGUCCAGACCGCAGGAGCAGGAACGGUGCCUGAGUCCGUGCUUGCGGGGCAAGAUAGUGCUGAUUAGGCGACGGGACAGUCAACGUCUCGCGCCGCUUUGAGGUUUAACGUACCCACUUCUGCCAGUGCAAACCGACUUGCCGCACGAUCGCGAAGCAUCGGACAGCGUCCCUGGGGUCGAUGCUCCAUGCUAGCUGGUGGCAGGACGGCGGCGAUGGAGCCCGACAUCAAUUGCACAACUCCCUGCGGCAUAAUGUCAACUCACAAUGUCAACUCAUUGAUUCCGACUAAGAUGUGACUCGUGGAGCUCGCGAGCGAGCUGGACUGAGCCGAACGCCAGGAGCGUGAACAGUCGACGAAGACCUGAACAACCACCGAAACCAACUGUGACCGAGAGACCGUGAAUAUACCAUGGCAGAAUAUU
Pollicipes pollicipes is the source of this 2696-nucleotide messenger RNA. Its product is annotated as carboxylesterase 1C. The transcript has 12 exons. The record is from RefSeq and is a predicted model, not a curated record. NCBI's taxonomy places the organism in Eukaryota, Metazoa, Arthropoda, Thecostraca, Pollicipedomorpha, Pollicipedidae. Bases 18 to 2141 code for a protein of 707 amino acids.